GAAGAGCUGCCCAGUUUUGACUCCAAAAUGAUGAUAGUCAAGAACCGGUGCCUAGGAAAAAAGGUGACAUCCAAACCAGGAUCAUCCACGGUACCGAACGCAACCCAAGCAUCGUCCCCGGCGCAGACGCAGGCGCCGCAGCAAAACCUCCAGUCUGCGCAGACGACUCAUUCCUUUCCUUCCGUCACCCCCGACCUCAUCGUCCAGACCCCAGUAAUGACGAUGGUGCCUCCUCAACCUCCUGCGCCGCCUCCCCCUGCUCCCCAGGCCCCUGCGCCGCCAGCCCCGGCUCCCCAGCCCAUCCAACCUCACCCUCCCGUUAUCCCAACACCCGCCCAGCCCGUGAAGACAAAAAAAGGGGUGAAGAGGAAAGCAGACACCACGACACCAACAACCAUCGACCCAAUUCAUGAAUCGUCAUCGCUGCCCGCCGAACCCAAGUCCACCAAGCUGGGUCCGCGCCGGGAAAGCAGCCGCCCGGUGAAGCCUCCAAAGAAGGAUGUUCCAGAUUCUCAACAACACGUGGUAGAAAAGAGUAGCAAAAUAUCCGAGCAGUUAAAAUACUGCAGCGGAAUCAUCAAAGAGAUGUUCGCCAAGAAACACGCUGCCUACGCCUGGCCCUUCUACAAACCUGUGGAUGUGGAAGCACUGGGACUGCACGAUUAUUGCGAUAUCAUUAAACAUCCCAUGGAUCUGAGCACAAUCAAAUCUAAACUGGAGAACCGGGAAUACCGAGAUGCUCAGGAAUUUGCGGCGGAUGUACGAUUGAUGUUCUCCAAUUGCUAUAAGUACAACCCCGCUGAUCACGAGGUGGUGGCCAUGGCACGGAAACUGCAGGACGUGUUCGAGAUGCGCUUCGCCAAGAUGCCGGAUGAACCAGAAGAACCUGUGAUUCCAGCUUCUUCGCCCGUGGUGGUGCCACCUCCCACCAAGGUGGUUCCCCCUUCGUCUAGCGAUAGCAGCAGCGAUAGCUCCUCCGACAGCGACAGCUCAUCGGAUGACUCUGAGGAGGAGCGAGCUCAGCGGUUAGCAGAGCUCCAGGAACAGCUUAAAGCAGUGCAUGAACAGCUUGCAGCCCUGUCCCAGCCACAGCAGAACAAACCAAAGAAAAAAGAGAAAGACAAGAAGGAGAAGAAGAAGGAGAAGCACAAAAAGAAGGAAGAGCUGGAAGACACCAAGAAAAGCAAAGCCAAGGAACCGCCAUCCAAGAAGGCCAAGAAAAACAACAGCAACAGCAGUACCUCCAG
This is a messenger RNA of Fulmarus glacialis (Northern fulmar), 1247 nucleotides long. Its product is annotated as bromodomain-containing protein 4-like. The annotation marks the transcript as partial. The transcript is spliced from 6 exons. Lineage: Eukaryota; Metazoa; Chordata; Aves; Procellariiformes; Procellariidae. The record is from RefSeq and is a predicted model, not a curated record. Gene Ontology annotation, cellular component: nucleus; chromatin. Gene Ontology annotation, biological process: chromatin remodeling; positive regulation of transcription elongation by RNA polymerase II.